AUGAGAUGGAGAGCCAACACCGGCAUAUGCACGAAAAGUUUCUAAUUCUGAAAGGAAUAUGGCAAGAAAAAAAACAAAAUAUAAGUUACGGACUUUGGUCGGAGAGUGCAAGAAAUUCUCACUCGUUUUUUUUCCAGCGCCUUUACCCGAAUUAAGUUUCAAGCGCUUUUCAUCCGUUCUAGUCCAGCGGAUGCUCCAAAUCGGGAAAAAAAAACCGGGUGAAACAUUCGAGCAUCCGACGAUCAUCCGUUCUGUGAAACAAUGACGUUUUUGUCGAGCGAGUCAGUAUAUCCAGAGCUGUUCUCGGCCUGCGAAGCGGUUUUCAUUUAGGCCCCCGAAGCGAGCGCGAGGUUUUUUUCUUCCGUGUUUUUUUGUUUUGAUUUCAGUUUUUUUCAUAUUGAAAAUAAAUGUUUAAGUUAUUUAUGAUCCAUGAAAAGUUUAAAUUUAUUGUUUUUUUGACAGAAAUCGCGAUUUUUGAUUUCAAUUUUUUUCGCAUCUUUUUCGUUUUUUUCUCUUUGUAAAUAAAUAAAAAUAAUAUUUCAAAUAGUGGUUUGAAUGAAUUUUUGCGAAAAUGAAAUUCUGAUGAUGUGAAAAAUUUCAAAUUAUUUUUUUAUUCGUUAAUUAUUUUCUCUAGUUCUGUAAAUUGUUCUAGCCACUUAGAAAAACUAUUGAAUUUUUUUGGAUUGAUAUCUCAUUUCAUCGGUUUUCCUUCUUUACUUGCUUGAUAAAAAAUGGUUUUUUGUUUCACUUUCGUUUCAGUAAAACUCGCGCUUCUUUCGCUUUCUUAUGAUUCGCAAAAUACCGGGAGUCAAAAAAAAAUUUGUAUCUACGGGUCGACCGAGUUGACCCUUACCAAAGGCCGACCGCGGCCGCCCUCGAAUACGCCACAAAUCGGGGGGCCCUCGGUCGACCGGGGUCGCCCCGAGAACAGCUCUGUUUUGCUUCAUAGAUAUACAGUAUAUCUAUGAAGCAAAGCGUGAUUUCAACAUUGUCUUUCCGUUUCAAAUUCUGCUUUACUUGGUAUAUAACCGUCAGUAACGACCUGUUUCACUAAUUAUCGCUCAAUUGAACUAACAAAAAAACUUCGCGUUGAAUCGCAAACCGCUACUCCCUGACAUCAUCUCAAUUUGGCGAUUCGCACACGCAGCAAUAUUAUUUGAUUUAUUUUUUUCACGUUUUAACUUUCCCCUAGAGAUACUUUUGUCGAGGUUUUUUACUUUUUGAAUUUUUUUUAAAAACUAAGUUUCUAUACUGAUUUUUUUGACAUAAUAAUUUCUCCUGUAUUUAAAGAUAAUAGACAUACAUAGCAUAUACGUUGAUAAAUGGCUCCAACGGAAAAAAAUAGUUAUAAACUAACCAUUCUUAGUAUUAACAGUAUUAUAAAUUACUAUGUUCAUUUAGAGUGUUCAUGCUUCAUACAUCGUAAAACAGUUUUCUAACUCCGUCAUCUUAGUCGCAUAUUAAAAAAAUAAUUCAAAAAAAUAAUGAAAUGGACUCAAGGAAGCCAUCGGCAUUUUAUGAAGUUAAUGACACUCCCAUUUAAAAAAAUUGAAUAAAGGGGAAUAGAAUAAUUAUUAAUAAAAAAAUAUUAUUAAAUCUUUAUCCACAAAGUCACAACGCUAACAAACGCAAUCUGUGGGCGCAGUUUUUUUAUGCAAAGGAUCUUUCCAUAGCGACCGCAAAGCCCCGCCCCUUUUCGCGAUGGAAAAAAAGGCCAUUUUUUUGGUAUUUCGUCUUUGAUUGUUUCGUACAGCCGAUAGAAAAAAAUUUUUCUCAAUUGCAAUGCAGUAUUAGUAGGUUUUUAUGCUUUUUCAUAUUGAGAAAAAAAUAAUGCUCAAAUAAUACUUGUUGACAACUACAAAGCAAAUGUACUGUUUUUGAGUGGUAAAAAAAGGUGGAGAAUUUUUUUGCGAGUUGUUUUGAAACAUUUCCCGGUCGACGACACGCGUUUUUUUCUUAUUCAUUUAUAAAAAGCUUGCAAUUUUUAAACAAAUAAAAGCAAUAAAAUCGAAAAAUUCAAGAUCGCCGAAAAAAAUUUUUUUCAACAUUAAAGGUGAAUAAAAGUGGGCGAAAUUACAUUUUCAUGAGACUCAAAGGGCACUGUAGGCUGUAUUUGUGCAGUCACUGAGACGAAAGUGAUGGUAAAGUGGAAUUACAGCUCGUAAAACCUUCUCUUUUGGUUCUUGAAACCGUGCCGCCCUUGCAAAUAAGAGUGCGCGCAGACUGCAUGAGAAUUUGCAAAACCAAAUUUUCAGUGCAAAAAUUUUGCUUUUCGAUUACUUUUAAAUAUUGUUUUCUCCUCUUAUUCUUAAUAUUUUUCGUUUUUCUUUUCUGUUUUCGCAUACUACAUAUUAAAAAUCAUUAUUUUUCAUAACAAAAACGAGGAGCUAGCUUUGAGUUCGGAAAAAUAGGUCUGUGGUCCCUAUCUUUCCAUUCUACGAUUUUUUUCACGUAAAUAAAAUAAGUAUAUAGCCAAAUGUUUUGAUCAAGCUUAUUUCUUGUGUUCCGAAUGACUUCAUAAAGUGACGUCAGGGGGUUAGCGGCUUUGCGAUUUAAUAAAAAAACUAUAUAUUCUUCACCCGAUUUUUGAAGCGUUUUUAGCGGAGUGUUUUUUUCUCAAACAAGAUAGUCAGUAAAUGCUAUACUUUGAAGUGAAGUGGUUGUAUUAUACAAUACAAAUUGUAUAGCGCGAACGCCUCCUCAAUGCUCGCAGCGGUCAUUUUUUUUAAGAAAAAAAUAGCGUUUUUUUCUCCAAACUUGUGGUUUUAUACUAUAUUAAUAACUCAUUAUGACUUUGAAAACUGAAUUAUACUACUAAAUAUUUUUGAAUACGAUACGAUAAACGACUAAAAGUGUAAAAUCUAAACUUUCAGUACUCAAUUUCGCAACUUUUUUUCACUACGCUUUCGACAAUAACUUUUUUUGUUCUCAACUUUUUUUGAAAAAAAUCAAACUGUUUUGAAUAGUAAAUUGAGCAGCUAUCCUACCAUAGUAAUAUUGAAGCUCGAAAAUUCUGGAAUUUCGGUUGCAGUCCCUACCUAACGCUUCACUUUGCCAAUCUGCACAUCUCGCCUUUCGAGUCGGGGAAACAUUCACUAUAUCCCAAAUCUCAACUUUAAUGUUUACUAUAGACUAUUUUAUAUAAAAAUUUGUUUAUAAUAUCGCAUUGUUGACAGUUCCCAUCCUGACCGACGAUCCUAAAGAGGAAUUGGGCGAUACAUGUGAAAAACUCAAAAAGAAUGCCCUCUACAAAGCUACAGGCGUUCGACCUACGAUUACAGAAUGUGAGUCGUAUUUUUUUCGGAAUAUUGAGAAAAAUGAUACAAAAAGAUUUUAUUAGAAUUUUUGGGACUACGAAACUUCAGUUCAAAAAAAAAAGAAAGAAAAAAACUGAUCGGAAAAAUUGAGUUACCAGGGAACGUUUUUUACCCCCUCUUAAGUUCAACCGGGGGGGUAAAAAACGUUCUCUAGUUAGGGAAAUUUUAUUUUGUUAAUCGCGUUUUUAUUGUUACUUUUUUUGUUGUUGAUAGUUUCUGCUUGAAAAAGACAAUCAAGAAAAUGACUCAAAAAAGAAAAAUAUACCAUUAAAACAGAAACAAACAUAUAGUAUACUUAUUUUUGCGAACUAUCUAAAGUGCGCAUUCCAAUCAGAAUACUAAGCUUACGAGCUGAAUUUUGGGAACAGAAUUCCCCUGAACUCAGAUUUCCUGACAGCGGAAAAAUGUGUGAGCCAAAAAUCUUUCCAAGUGACGAGACUCCGCAUCAAGAAUAUCGAACUGGAAACAUACAGACAGUUCGUGAUUUUUAGGCUGAGAUCUUGACAAAAAAAAGGAGUUUAUGAAGUAGUGGCCAAAUAAGAUGUUGUCAAAAAACCAUUCCAUCAAUAGCGAACCUACUAGAUGAUUUCCAAAUUAAAAAAGUUAUAAAAGUAUAUCAAAACAAAAGUGUAAAUGAGAUUAAUGAUGCUAUUUUUCCAAAUUAUUAAAUAAAACAUUCACGACGAACGGAAUCGUACUGGUUAAGUAAUUACAAAGACCAACAAGACUAUUCUUCUUCCAAGUAAAAAUAAAUAGAUUAUAAAAACCAACGGCUUCAUCAUAAUUUCAUUUUUUUGAACGAAAAAGAGAAAAAUUUUUUCAGACAUGUCUGUAAAAAAAUCAAAGCUACAAAAAAUGUUUUCAUUCAAGAGGAUCAAGCAGUCUGUUGUCGAAGUUGAAGGUGAAACAUUUGACGAAAAUAUCAUUUUUUUGAAGCAAAUUUCAAUUGUACGUCCACCUUAUUCGCGCAUAAUCCCAAAUAUUCAACCGAUGGAGAGGCUUACUGUAUUGAGGAUUCAGAGAAGCACGUGGACAGCAAUUUGGGAGUUGUUUGUUGUCGUGAGUACAGUGCAAUAACAAUCUUAAUUCGAACUCUUGAAAUAGGAAAAUUGUGGACUGAAAUAGGCUCGUUAUAAAAAUUGAAAAAAACAUUCAGCAAUACCGUAUUCGCACAUUCUUUAUGGGACUGCGAUUGACAACGAAAAGAAGCUUCCGCGAGGUUAUAAGGAAACUGGCGCCGGCACCGCUUGUAUUGACAGCAAAACUUGCAACGCCGACGAAUUUUGCGACGACUCGUCGAAUGUUUUCCAUGGUCGUGGUGACUAUGACAGAUCAGCACCCGGUGAAAACCCACUGCGGUUUUGUUACAAAUGUUUCAUGAAAAAAUAGUGACUUUUUCCCAAUUUAAAUGAGCUUCUAGUUCCAAUCGACGAUUAUGCAACUUAUGAAGAUAAUGAGAAGAGGACUUGUGUGGAUGACGAUGAAUGUGAUCCUAACGGCGUCUGUAGGAAAAUUCCUCUUCAACAGGACGCUAUAGACCCCUACCUCGCCUUUUGUGGGGGAGGUUAGUGACAAAAAAAAAGUGAUAUACAUAGGGACCGCAAAGCCACGCCCCUUUUCGCGAUAGAAAAAGUGGCUCUUUUUUGGUUUUCAACUUUAAUUUUGCUGUAGUUGCAAAAUAUGUGGAACUGGAUAAUAAAUUUUGACACCCAUGUACAGAAAAGCUUCCUCUUUCGUUUAAAAAAUAUUUCACGCUUUUUUGAUGCGUUCGCGCGGAAUGUCGUACAAAAACGUGAAUGGAACUAAAAAAUUUUGUCAAUUUUUGCUUUUUCAUGUGUUUUCAGGUCGAACGCACUCUUUCUUUUUUUAAAUAAUGAUUUUGAUUCAAGUAACGGUAAUUUUAAAACAAUAAAAUAAAAAAUUCGUCUUUGCCAAAAAAAUUUUAGGGAGUGCCGAAAGUCAUAAUUCAAAAAUAUCGUUAAUAAGCGAAUAUAAUCGAGUUUUUUUGUUUUUUUAAAGUUUAGAUCAUGGGCUUACUUAAAUAUUUCUCUACAGCAUCUGUGCUUGAAAAAAAGUUGUUUAAUACGCAAAAAAUGUUCUUGAAACUAGAGGAUAAAAAUUAGCGGCGUUUAUCACACCGAAAGCGGUCGAACGCAGGUUUUUUUAAACGAUUAUAUAAAUUUAUUAGUAAGAAAUCUUUCAAUUAAAAAUAAUAAAAUAAAAAAAUUCGUCUUUGCCAAAAAAAUUUACGGGGCCGUUUUAAUGCAGCGAUCGUUAAACGAGGCAAAAAGCACUAAAAAAAACAGUUUUUUCAAAGUGAAUUUCUACGGAAAGUUUGAGUAAAGAUUUGCGAUCAUAUUCUGAUAAAAACAGCUUAAUUACUUCAAGUUUUUCUUUUUGAAAUGGCAAUCUGUGCAAUUCAAACGGCUCAAGGAUAUGGCGGAUGGAAGCUCCCCUCACUAGACCUAACAGCUUGGCGCAGCGCGUGCGCUGCGAAUUUUCUUUUUGAGGUCGCGAGUUCGAUGCCCGCAAGCGCCAGUUUUUUGUUUUCUGGAAAAUACCGACUUUUUCGGCAAACUAGCAAAUUUGCAUUAUUUUAGCACUCUAUUAUGAUUUGUCACAUCAUAAUAGACCAGUAUCAAAACUUGUUCUGGAAGAAAAAAAUCGAGAAAAAAAUGUCAAAAAAAUGGAUAAUACCAAAAAUUUUCAGUACUAAAAAAUGGUGCGCGGCGCGCCACAUUUUUUUCGUCAUAACUUUUUUUCAUCCUUAAUCUUUUUUUCGAAAAAAACUAAACGGUUCUGAGUUUUGAAUCGAAACAGCUAUCAAACCAUACAAAGCUCAAUGCUGAAAAAAUUUUUUUGAAAAAUUCGUCUGCGGUCCCUAGAUAUACAUUUUUACUUGACGGAAAAAUCAACGUUCAGACAUUCAGAUUUCAAAUAUUCUGAAAGUUUCAUUUUUUUGAUUGAAAAACCUUUUUAAAGCAAUAACUUGAAUUACAGAGAAUUAAAUUCGUUUGAUUUUAAUUUGCAGUCUCAAAGCCGACAAGUUCUCAACCGCCAGUAGUUACGGUUUUGACGAACUCCGAAAAGAAAGGAUCCGGCAGACGAACAAUCUGCUCACAAUCUUGA
Caenorhabditis auriculariae is the source of this 6446-nucleotide messenger RNA. Lineage: Eukaryota; Metazoa; Nematoda; Chromadorea; Rhabditida; Rhabditidae. The record is from the annotation of a GenBank genome assembly.